Molecule: messenger RNA, 844 nt
Organism: Medicago truncatula (barrel medic)
Lineage: Eukaryota; Viridiplantae; Streptophyta; Magnoliopsida; Fabales; Fabaceae
Product: scarecrow-like protein 3
Exons: 2
Source: RefSeq, a predicted model, not a curated record
UCUACAAAAGUUUGUUGGUCUAAAUUUGAGGAAAGGGGUUUGUAUUUGAUCCGUUUGUCAAUCACUUGUGCAAACCAUGUAGCUUAUGGUAGUCUUGAAAAUGCAAACACAACACUUGAACAGAUUUCUCAGCUUGCAAUUCCUGAUGAAGACACUAUGCAGAGAAUUGCUGCAUAUUUCACUGAAGCACUUACUGAUAGGAUACAUAAAACUUGGCCUGGACUCCAUAGAGGCUUAAAUUCCACAAGAAUUAUUAUGCUUUCUGAAGAAAUUAUGGUUCAGAAGUUUUUCUUUGAACUUUUCCCUUACUUGAAGGUAGCAUAUAUUUUGACAGAUCAAGCUAUUGUUGAAUCUAUGGAAGGUGAGAAAAUGGUUCAUAUAAUUGAGAUCCUAUUCUGCAGUUACAUUCCCUUUGGCCUUGGAUGUCCAAGUCCCAGUUCAACAUCAUCAUCGUCGACAGCAUCUUCAUCUGAUUCAAUGAAUGUGGAGAAUUUUCUCAAUGCUUUAUGGAGUUUAUCACCAAAAGUCAUGGUUGUAACGGAACAGGACUCGAAUCAAAACAGUUCGACUCUGAUGGAGAGACUACUUGAAGCUCUAUGUUCUUAUGCAGCAUUAUUUGAUUGUUUGGAAUCAACUGUAUCAAGAACAAUAUGGUAAUGAGUAUUCAUUUCAUCAUUGUCAAUUUAGAGAUACUUUUAUUUUCGUACUUGACUGCGACUCAUUUGUUCUUUAUGAACUCAUAUACUCUUACCUGUGUAUGGCACUUGAAUGUAUAUGAGCUGUUUUUCUCAUUUUACUUGCUCAAUGUAAUCAUUUAUCUUGGAAUGCAAACUAUAUGCAGUCA